Rubroshorea leprosula is the source of this 942-nucleotide messenger RNA. Lineage: Eukaryota; Viridiplantae; Streptophyta; Magnoliopsida; Malvales; Dipterocarpaceae. The record is from the annotation of a GenBank genome assembly.
CGUUAAGGCCCAACGGACAAUGGGUUUUCCUUCUCAGGCCUGUGAAGGCUCCACCCAAGCUAGCCAGGCCCAUACCAUUUACUGUGGCAAAAAUGUAAUUUUUUUGUAUCUCUUGGGGCAAAACGGGAAGACUACCUUUCUUCUAACUGUUUAUACCAUCGGAAAUCGGAAGCCUAACGCCAUCUCUGCAAAAAAGUAGAACUUUGUAAAUGUAAAAAGGUAAAGCUUUCUCCUUUCUCGAGUUUCUUUAUCCUAAUUUGUCUGCAUCAAGAAUUUCUUUAUUUUUCUUAUGUCUUUUGCUAUUUGGGUUUUGAAUUUCAUCCCCUAUAUGUUGUCUGAUAUCUCUGCCUUUUUGUUGAUGAAAUUUGAAGUUGCAUCCUUGUGAUGAUUAAUAUGUUUAGGGUUUGACUGAAUGAGACUCGCAAGUCUCAAUUGAUGUUGAAUUGGUCUGAAGGAUGCAACUUAACUUGCAUUAAUGCUUUCUUGCUUUUUCUUUUUCUUUUUCUUUUUUUUUUCUAAUGUCAUUUAUGCAGCUUUCCCACCUUUGAUUCAUGAUCACUUUUAAAUCUCUGCUUUUGCAUCCCUAUGUUGAUGCAAUUAAUAUGUAUGUUAAAAGUAGUUUUUGACUCAUUGAAGAUAAAUAUGAUUCUGAGGGAUGCGAUGCACACUCCUUCCCGGGUUUUUAUCCAUAUAGUUUUCAAUUUCUAAGUUUUUCUUAAAAAAAAAAAAGAAAAUCAGUGAUGCCAUAUGAUACUCAAAGUUUCCAACUCUUUUGAGUUGAAAAUGCAAGUUUCAAAUGAGCUAUAGAAACAUAUAUCUAUAUGGAGUUGGGGUCAGUUACACCCAAGGAAAAUAUUGUAGGUGAUGAGGAUCUUGGAUAACUUAGGUGGUUUUUUAUUUUUGGUUUUGAUUUUUAAAAUUCAAAAAAUUUAAAUUUAAAAU